AUGUUUGUUAACCCAAAAUCAUACGAAUACGGAUACCAAGUCAAAGACGAAUACACCGGAACCAACUACAAUAAACAAGAAACUAGCGAUGGAAACCAAGUUAGAGGAGAAUACAGAGUAGCCCUUCCUGAUGGCCGUACCCAAAUCGUAACAUACUGGGCAGAUUGGCAAAGCGGAUUCCACGCUGACGUUAAAUACGAAGGAGAAGCUCAGUACCCAGAACAGUACAACAAAGGAGGAUACAACGGCGGAUCUGGACAAUACGGUGCUCCUUCUGGACAAUACGGCGCUCCUUCUUUUAAUGGUUACAAUGGAAAUUCUGCCGCCCCCUCAGCCAUCAACAGUCUAGCUUCAGGACACGAGGGCUACAAUAAUAAUUACAACAACAACUACGACUCUUACAACAAUGGAUACCAGAAUAAAGCACCAAGCAAUACCUAUGGAGCGCCAUAA
Messenger RNA from Diabrotica balteata, 453 nucleotides. NCBI's taxonomy places the organism in Eukaryota, Metazoa, Arthropoda, Insecta, Coleoptera, Chrysomelidae. The record is from the annotation of a GenBank genome assembly.